This is a messenger RNA of Adineta ricciae, 984 nucleotides long. The record is from the annotation of a GenBank genome assembly. NCBI's taxonomy places the organism in Eukaryota, Metazoa, Rotifera, Eurotatoria, Adinetida, Adinetidae.
AUGCUCAAAAAUAUUCUUAUUUCGGGUGCCGGAAUUGCUGGACCGACUCUUGCGUUCUGGCUUGCCCGUUAUGGCAUGAGAGUAACUGUAGUUGAACGAGCAUCGAAAAUACGUACUGAAGGGCAAACUAUCGAUGUCCGUGGUGCUGGUAUAGAGAUCAUGCGGAAAAUGGGUAUCGACAAGAUUAUUCGAAAUAGUACUACUGAAGAAGAAGGCAUCAAAUUUGUGGAUGGGGACAAUCACAUUAAAGCCGCUUUUCCUGUCCAUGCGGUUGGCGGUCCCGAUUUCGUUUCCGAAAUAGAGAUAGUGCGAGGAGAGCUUGCUACGAUACUUUAUGAACAUACUCGUAACAAUGUUGAAUAUAUCUUUGGAGAUAAGAUAACUGGCAUCGUAGAUCGCGAUGAUCGCGUACAAAUAAAAUUUGCCAAAACAACUGAUCGUGAUUUCGAUUUGGUAUUGAUUGCCGAUGGACUAGGAUCAAGAACUCGUGAACUCGUGAACUCGUCUUACUUUUCGAUUCCUUACGAAGAGUCAGAUGGUACUUGGGCACGUUGGUACAAUGCACCUGGAAGAAGAUGCAUCGCUCUACGGCCUGAUGGACGAGGACGUCAAACAACUCAUAAUCAAAAAGCAGAAUUACAUAAGUUAUUUGGGGAUGCUGGUUGGGAAGCACCUCGUGUUUUAUCUGCUAUGGACCGUUCGACUGAUUUUUAUCUGCAAGAAGUUGCACAACUCAAAAUGAACACUUGGUCCAAGGGUCGAAUUGCUUUGUUAGGUGAUGCUGGCUAUUGUCCUUCGCCCAUCAGUGAUAUGGGAACAACUGUUGCAAUUGUAGGAGCCUACGUCCUCGCCGGAGAAAUUGCUCAUCAUAAAGAUUACAAAGAUGCAUUUGCUUCCUAUGAAACUAUUCUUCGUCCAUUCAUUACAAAAGCACAAGCUUUACUUCCUGGAGCACCGCAGAUUGCAAACCCUCAAACGCAAUGA